Haemorhous mexicanus (house finch) is the source of this 4161-nucleotide messenger RNA. RefSeq names its product USH1 protein network component harmonin binding protein 1 (gene USHBP1). The transcript has 14 exons. The coding region runs from base 263 to 3205 and encodes 980 amino acids. The record is from RefSeq and is a predicted model, not a curated record. NCBI's taxonomy places the organism in Eukaryota, Metazoa, Chordata, Aves, Passeriformes, Fringillidae.
AACGGGAACCGGGGGGAACCGGGAGAGAACGGGAACUGGGACAGAACGGGGAGAACUGGGGGGGACCGGGAGAGAACGGGAAUGUGGCGGGGACCGGGGGGAAACUGGGAGAGAACGGGGGAAAUCGGGACAGAAGGGGAACGGGGGGGAACUGGGAGAGAACGUGAACCGGGACAGAACGGGGGGGAACAGGGACAGAACGGGAACCGGGGGAACCGGGACAGAAUGGGAGGAACCGGGACAGAACAGGAACAGGGAGAGAAUGGGAGGAACCGGGACAGAGCAGGGACCUUGGGAUGGAACUGGGACCUACUGGGAGCCGGGGUGUGAGACUGGGAUUGAGCAGAACCCCAGGGUGGAGCUGGAACAGAACGGAAACCGGGAGAGAACGGGAACCUCGGGACAGAGCCGGAUCCCCGGUGUGGAACUGGGACAGAACGGGACCCUGGGGUGGAACUGGGAGGGAACUGGGACCUACUGGGACCUUUAUUGUGGGAUUGGAACCCCAGGGAUGGAACCGGGAGAGAACGGGAGCGGCGGGAUGGAGCGGGGCCUGGCGGGACCCUCGGUGUGGAGCCGGGAUGGAACGGAGCCCCAGGGUGGGACUGGGACCGACUGGGAGCCCGGGUGGGGAACCAGGACACCCCGGAGCCCCAGCUGGGAACUGGGACGUGCUGGGAGCCUCAGAGUGGAACUGGGACGUGCUGGGAGCCCUGGGAGACGCGGGCAGGACGAGCCCGGCAUGGAGGAGGAGAGCCCGGUAGGUGCCACCCGCUGUGCCCCCGGGGCUGAACGGGGCACGGGCACCCCCACGGGCACCGCGGCCCGGCCCCCGCGCCAGGAGGAGGAGGAAGAGGAGGAGGAGGAAGAUGAUGAGGAGAGUGACACGGACGUGGCCGGUGACACCGAGGACAUCCUGCUGCUGGCAGGGGCGGUCCCGCGACAGCAGCGGCGACAGCAGCGCCCCGCCAGGGAGGAUGAGGACGGCUGGGACGCCACCGCCACUGUCCCCACUGCCGGCGCUGCCAGCCCGGAGGCGCGCAGCCCGGAUCUCUUCGAGCGCCUGCAGCACGCCGUGAGCUCCCUGGAGCGCGCCGCCUUCUCCCGCCACCGGCAGCCCCCGGCGUGGCCACGGCCCGCCCCGGCGUGGCACCGGGCGCUCCAGAGCCUGCAGGAGCUGAGCCAGACGCCUGGCUGGGCGCACCGCUGCUGGCCGGAGGCGGCGGCGGGACCGGGGCUACCGGCGGAGGUGGCGGCGGCGGCGGCGAGGAACGCGAGCCUGCGGGCAGCCCUGGGCCAGCGGGACGAGGAGCUGGGCCAGGCCACGGCCGCUCUGCGGGCGCUGCGGGGCGAGCGGGAGCGCCUGCAGGGCAAGGUGCGGGACCUGCGGGAGGCGCUGGCCAGGCUGGAGGAGCCGGGGGAGUCUGGCAGUGACACCCCCGGGGUCGGUGACACCGCCGGGACUGGCGACACCCCCGGAGUCAGUGACAACCCCGGGGUCGGUGACACCCCCGGGCCCAGCAGCCCCCCGGGGCACCGGCCCCGCGCCCCGCUGUCCCCCCAGCCCUCGGCGGGCCCCGGCCGGGAGCAGGAGGAGCGGCUGCAGCAGCUGCAGGGGGUGCUGGCGCGGCUGCAGGAGGCGAACCGGGAGCUGCUGGCGGCGCUGGGCGAGUGCAAGGGCGAGGCGGAGCGGCUGAGCAUGGAGCUGGGGCGGCGGGAGGCGCGCUGCAGCGGGCUGGGGCUGGCGCUGCGCUGCAGCGAGCGCUGCGGGGGGGCCUACGCCGCCCUCCUGGACCUGGUGCGGGCAAAGGUGGCAUCGGAGGGUGGCACCCGUGGGGUGCCCCCCACACCCCCCUGCGGGCACCCGUGGGCAGCGGCACCGCCCGCACCGGGAACCGGCCCCGCCACAGCGGAACCGAGCCCGGGCCGCGCACCGGGAACCGGCCCCGCCACACCGGAACCGAGCCCGGGCCGCGCACCGGGAACCGGCCCCACCACAGCGGAACCGAGCCCGGGUCGUGCACCGGGACCCGGCCCCGCCACACCGGAACCGAGUCCGGGCCGUGCACCGGGACCCGGCCCCGCCACAGCGGAACCGAGCUCAGACCGCACACCGGGACCCGGCCCCGCCACACCGAAACCGAGCUCAGACCACGCACCGGGAACCGGCCCCGCCACAGCGGAGCCCCCGGGGCCAGCGGAGGCGGACAGCCGCGAGGACCCCGCGGCCAGCCCCGGGGCUCCCAGCCCCCGCGGGGUGACGGAGGAGGCGGCGCUGCGGGAACUCAUCCGGCGGCUCCGCGCCGAGCAGGCGGCGGUGGAGGGGUCGCUGCUGGACGCCGCCGAGCCCUCGGAGCCCCCCCGGGAGCGCGACCCCCGGGGCCGGGCGGAGCGGGCGCUGCGGGAAGCGCGGGCGCUGCUGCCCGGCUGGAGGCGGCCGGAGAAGGAGGAGCUGCUGCAGGAGCUGGCGGUGCUCAAGGAGGCGCUGGCGGAGCUGCGGACGCGGCUGCAGCUGGCGCAGAAGGAGAAGCGAGCCCUGGAGCUGCUGCUGGCCGCGCACGGGCCCCGCGAGGCCGCGCUGCGCCUCCUGCUGCGGGAGCGGCACCGGGAGCGGCACCGGGAGCGGCACCGGGAGCGGCACCGGGAGCCGGACGGGCGGGACGGAGCCUCCGGCACCUCCGGCAGCAGCUCCGGCGGCAGCUCCGGCAGCAGCUCCGAGGAGGAGGCGCGGCUGGGGCGGGGGGCAGCGAUGGCCCCGGGGAACCCCCCGGACCCGCAGAGAACGAGGGAGGAGCUGCUCCGGAUCCGGGCCAGGACGGAGCAGCUGCGCGGCCGUGCCCGGGAGCUGGCGCUGGCCCUGGAGCGGGGCAGCGCUGCCAGCCGUGCCCAGCAGGGCCACAGCGCCACCGUCACCUCCGAGCUCCUCCAGGCGCACAGGUGGGCACCGGGACCGGGUCCCCUGCGUGUCCUGCAUGUCCCUGGGUCCCCUCGGUGUCCUGAGUGUCCCCUGGGUGUCCUGCAUGUCCCUGGGUGUCCUGGGUCCCCUGUGUCACCUGGGUGUCCUGGGGGUCCUGAGUGUCGCUGGGUGUCCUGCAUGUCCCUGUGUCCCCUGGGUGUCCUGAGGGUCCUGAGUGUCCCUGGGUGCCCUGGGUGUCCUGCAUGUCCCUGUGUCACCUGGGUGUCUCAGGUCUCCUGGGGGUCCUGAGGGUCCUGGGUCCCCUGGUGUUCUGGGUGUCCUGAGUGUCCCCUGGGUGUUCUGGGUGUCCUGAGUGUCCCCUGGGUGUCCUGCAUGUCCCUGGGUCCCCUGAGUGUCCCGAGGAUUCUGAGUGUCCUGAGGGUCCUGGGUCCCCUGGUGUCCUGGGUGUUCUGGGUGUCCUGAGUGUCCCUGGGUGUCCUGAGUGUCCUCUGGGUGUCCUGAGUGUCCCUGGGUGUUCUGAGUGUCCCCUGGGGGUCCUGAGUGUCCCUGGGUCCCCUGGCGGUCCUGGGGGUCCUGAGUGUCCCUGGGUGUCCUGGGUCCCCUCUGUGUCUUGAGGGUCCUGGGUGUCCUGGGUGUCCUGCAUGUCCCUGUGUCCCCUGGGUGUGCCGGGUGUCCUGGGGGUCCUGAGGGUCCUGAGUGUCCCUGGGUGUCCUGCAUGUCCCUGUGUCCCCUGGGUGUCCUGAGUUUUCUGGGUGUCCUGUGUCCCCUGGGUGUCCUGCGUGUCCCUGGAUGUCGUGGGUCCCCUGUGUCCCCUGGGGGUCCUGCAUGUCCCUGUGUCCCCUGUGUCCCCUGGGUGUUCCGGGUGUCCUGGGGGUCCUGAGGGUCCUGAGUGUCCCUGGGUGUCCUGCAUAUCCCUGUGUCCCCUGGGUGUCCUGAGUGUCCUGCAUGUCCCUCUGUCCCCUGUGUCCCCUGGGUGUCCUGCAUGUCCCUGUGUCCCCUGGGUGUCCUGAGGGUCCUGAGUGUCCCUGGGUCCCCUGGGUCCCCUCAGUCCCCCUGACUCCCCUUGGUUCCCUGCACUUCUGGAAGCCCUGACUCCCCUCAUUCCCCUGGCCCCCAAAACCCCCAGCUCCCCCAAAUCCCCUGACUCCCUAAACCCCCAAACCCCCUGCUCCCCCGAAUCCUCCCGUCUCCCCCCGAGCCCCGGUGAUGUCCCGGUGCUGUCCCGGUGCUGUCCCGGUGCUGUC